ACAGCAACAGCUAUAUCAGCAGAUCUUUAGCUUUCUUAUAGUCAAGGAUUUAAAUCCAGCCUUUCCACUAUGAACUUCAACAAGAUCUUUGUUUUCGUAGCCCUCAUCCUGGCCAUCAGCUUUGGGAAAUCCGAAGCAGGUUGGCUGAAGAAACUUGGCAAGAAAAUUGAACGCAUUGGCCAGCACACGCGGGACGCCACCAUUCAAGGCCUGGGAAUUGCGCAACAAGCAGCCAAUGUGGCAGCCACCGCCAGAGGAUGAGCACUCAGUGCUUCUCCCAGGAUAACCUGCUUAAUUAUAAACACUUAUUUAUUUGCAAUCACAUAGUAAUAAACUAGCUUACAUCCCCGUAA
Molecule: messenger RNA, 353 nt
Organism: Drosophila eugracilis
Lineage: Eukaryota; Metazoa; Arthropoda; Insecta; Diptera; Drosophilidae
Product: cecropin-C
Exons: 2
Coding region: 70-261 (63 amino acids)
Biological process (GO): defense response to Gram-negative bacterium; defense response to Gram-positive bacterium; antibacterial humoral response
Cellular component (GO): extracellular region
Source: RefSeq, a predicted model, not a curated record